Messenger RNA from Sceloporus undulatus (fence lizard), 2846 nucleotides. Its product is annotated as tigger transposable element-derived protein 1-like. Gene Ontology annotation, cellular component: nucleus. Gene Ontology annotation, molecular function: DNA binding. The record is from RefSeq and is a predicted model, not a curated record. NCBI's taxonomy places the organism in Eukaryota, Metazoa, Chordata, Lepidosauria, Squamata, Phrynosomatidae. The transcript has 2 exons. The coding region runs from base 56 to 1804 and encodes 582 amino acids.
AGCAGCCCAGGAAUGCCAGGAUUUUAAGUCGGAGGCCACUUUUCCCUUAAAGGGCAUGUUAAUGGCCUCAGCGUGCCAGAGUAGCCAUGCUGGCCAUCUGGAAAUGCGCAAGAGAAGCCGAAAAGUGCUUCCUUUAAGUGAAAAGAUGAAAGUCCUCGACUUAAUAAGGAAAGAAAACAAAUCGUAUGCUGAGGUUGCGAAGCUUUACAGCAAGAACGAAUCGUCUAUCCGUGAAAUUGUGAAGAAGGAAAAUGAAAUCCGCGCCAGCUUUGCUGUCGCGCCUCAGACGGCCGAAAUGACAGCCACGGUGCGAAAUAAGUGCUUAGUAAAGAUGGAGAAGGCGUUAAGUUUGUGGGCGAAAGACAUGACCAGAAAACAAAUUCCGGUUGACGGCAACGUGUUGCGGCGCAAAGCAUUGAGCUUAUACGAAGACUUCUGCAAGGGAUCGCCUCAAACGAUAUAUUCCAAGCCAUUUACUGCGAGUAAGGGAUGGCUACACCGGUUCAAGAAGAGGUUUGGACUGAAAAAUGUCAAAUUUACCGGAGAGGCUGCGUAUGCCCACGAAGAAGGCGCUGCUACAUUUCCGGCGGCGUUGCAGAAGUUGAUUAAGGAGAAAGGCUACCAUCCAAAGCAAGUCUUCAAUUGCGACGAAUCCGAGCUCUUUUGGAAGAAGAUGCCCAACAGAACCUUCAUUCAUAAAAACGCAAAGGUGGCCCCCGGGCACAAAACGUGGAAGGAGAGAUUGACUCUGGUCCUCUGCGGCAACGCUGCGGGGCACAUGAUAAAGCCAGGCGUAGUGUACAGAUCGAAGAACCCCCGGGCUCUCCAAAACAAAAACAAACAUUAUCUGCCCGUGUUCUGGCAGCACGAAAAGAAAGUGUGCGUGACCACCAUCGUCUUUAUGGAAUGGUUCCACCAGUGCUUCGUCCCGCAAGUGAAAAAAUACUUGGAAGAGGAAGGGUUGGAAUUUAAUGUCCUGUUAAUAAUAGAAAAUGCCCCCGGUCAUCCUGAAUCUGUUUGCUAUGAAAACGACAAUGUCGGGGUUGUGUUUUUACCUCCAAAUACAACCUCGGCGCUCCAGCCCCUUGACCAAGGCGUCGUUCGGUUUGUCAAGGCCACGUACACCCGCCUGGUGUUAGAGCGCAUUAUAUCAGCAAUGAAUGCGGACCCUGAUGUGGACAUCAUGCAGUGCUGGAAAUCAUUCACUAUUGCCGAUGCAAUCAUGUUCAUCAAAGCUGCAAUGGACGAAUUAAAGCCUGAAAUAGUAAGUGCCUGCUGGAAAAACUUAUGGAGCGAAGUGGUGGAUAAUUGUAAGGGCUUCCCAGGGAUCGAUGGAGAGGUCAGGAAAAUCAUUCACGCAGCAAGACGAGUUGGUGGAGAAGGAUUUACUGACAUGCUUGAGGAAGAAGUGGAAGAACAUAUUGAUGGCCACCAGGAAGGGUCAAUGAGUGAGGAACUGGAAGAGCUUGUUAACUCAUGUACAGAGGAAGGGGAAGAUGACGACGAUGAAGAAAGUGAAGCAGAACCAGCAAUGUGGACAUUACCCAAAUUUGCCGAAGUGUUUCGGAUUGCACAGACAUUAAAGGACAAAAUUAUGGAAUACGAUCCUUGGAUGGAACGCAGCAUUGAAGUCACCCGGAUGAUCACCGACGGAUUGCAACCUCUGCAGCAACACUUUGAUGAGCUAAAAAGAAAGAGACAAAAAUUUCCGAUUAGAACGUUCUCCCAAAAGGGUUUGGCCAAAAAACGUCCGGCGCCCCGACAACUGAUAUUGUCAGCGUCUGCACCAUCAACAUCAUCAUAGCAUGAUGAUCCAGGGUCACCUAAAGCGGAUGAUCCUCCUCCUGAUGUAUCCAAGAUUUUGCAGAUAAAAACCAAGAUAUGUGUGGCCAAGCAACACCAGAGUGCUGUCAAGACGGCAAAAGUUAUCAAUGUGGCUGCAUCCUCACUGCAGAAAUAAUCCAGUUUGGCAGAUUUUUAACUGCCGUGGCUCAGUGCUAUAGAAUUCUGGAAUUUGUAGCUUGUUGUGGCACCAGAGCAUAGCUACAAAUUUGGACAACAAAUUACACAACAAAGUACAAGAUCCCAGAAUUCCAUAUCAUUGAUUCAUGGCAGUUGAAAUGGUGUCAAACUGGAUUAUUCCUGUAGGUGCAGCCAUAGUCUAGGAGAGGCUGCAGUGAUUUGCUUUUGUGGGAGUUUUCUGGGAAGGGCAAAAUCCCACUCCCUCCUCUACUCCCUGCUAAAUUAGUUCGGCAUAAACUACUUUUACGCUUUGGACUCAGGCUGUAUUUACACUGCAGAAUUAAUGCAGUUUGAGACCGCUUUAACUGCCAUGGCUCUUUGCUAUGAAAUGCUGGGAGUUUGAUGAAAUAUUUAGCCUUCUCUAUCGGAAAGCUCUGGUGCCACAACGGACUACAAAUCCCUGGAUUUCAUAUGAGGGAGCCAUGGCGGUUAACCCAGUGUCAAACUUCAUUCAUUCCACAGUGUAGCAACAGCCCUAGGUUGCAUCAACUGAAGCAAAGUGAAGGCAAAGGGAGAAAAUGGGUAGGAUGAGAGAGACACUGGGACAUUUUUAAAAGCACCUCAAAAGUCCCACUCUGUUCUGUUUUGGACAGACCUCAUCUGGAAUAAUGCAUCCAGUCCUAGGCACCACAGUUCAAGAAGUGUAUUGACAAGCUGGAACAUGAAGGCCGACCAAGAUAUAUAUCUAGAUGUAUACUUAUAGUUUUACAUUUUAUUGUUCUUGAUUUCAAUUCUGUAUGUUUGAUGUUCCACCCUUUGGUGGAAAGGGUGUCAAAAAUGAACAUUUUUGUUGCUGUUGAUGAUGGUACAGCCAGCCCUCCUUA